Messenger RNA from Aspergillus saccharolyticus JOP 1030-1, 2532 nucleotides. RefSeq lists its product as uncharacterized. The coding region runs from base 1 to 2532 and encodes 843 amino acids. The record is from RefSeq and is a predicted model, not a curated record. The transcript is spliced from 2 exons. Lineage: Eukaryota; Fungi; Ascomycota; Eurotiomycetes; Eurotiales; Aspergillaceae.
AUGGAGGCUACUCUGGCUGAGGACAAAAUGGAAAUGGCGUCUCCCUAUCAGGGCCACAUCGACGAUUUCGACAUUGAUAUCGACAUCAUGGAAGACCAAGUUUCGACAACAGAUAAGGAUAUGAUGCUGGCGGACGACUUUCAGGAGUCUAUAAGCGAAGUCGAUCAUGACCAAGGAGCUGCUCGCGAUGCCGAUAUGACCGAUGAUAUUGCCGAACGGACGAUGGCUGAUGCCGAAGACGCUUUCGCCGACGAAGGAUACAACAUUGAAAUGCAGUACGGGUCAGAUCGCGUUUAUGAAGCAGAGAUGCUAGAAGACGACUAUGACGAGGAUGUCGAUGCUCCCGUGACAGACGUCGAAGCUCAGCCAUCUCUUGAACCCACUAAUGACCAAGCGGAACAGCACCAAGGUCCAUCCGAUGGAAAACCCGCUUCAGACGGACAUGAAGGGUCUCGCGAGCAACUUUACAAGGAGCCCAACACAGAACAGGAAGCCGAGGUCCUUACGAGCCACCAGGAUGAUACCCAGCCUGAACCGGAGAACCUCCGAGAGCCCGCUGCGGAUCAGGUCGAAGAUAGAGAAGUUGAAAAAGGUCAUAUUGACACCAAUGAAGCAGAGCAUGGGAUUGCGGACUCCGCACGAUCCGAUCAACAGGUUGCCAAUGCGGACCAGUCGCCCCAGGUUCAAGCACAGGAAAGUAAUCUAGAAGCUCAGCCCCUCACAAGUAAUGUUGAAGGAGAAUCACGGGAGGAAGUAGCGGUCGAGGAGGAGCGGGAUCUCGAAAAUGAAGUUGAGCAUCAGGAUGGUGACAAAGCCGAGGGGGAAGAUGUGGAAGAGGCAGACGCCAACGCCACGCCUAGUCAAGACGUUCAACAACUGGCUGAGCAAGGAGUCGAUGUGACAGAGCAUGAAGCUCUGUAUCCAGUAAAGGUAUAUUACCAAGAGACCGAGAUCUCCCUUUUCCCCCCUAGAGAGGGCGAUUCUUCGGAGACGUUCUUCUUAGAAGACGAAAGUCUCGCAUAUGGUUCAUUUGCGAAACUCCUUGGAGCAUGCCGUGAUGUGCUCAAGGAGCAUGUCAGCGAAAAGGAGGUGCUCAUUAUGGAUGUUGAUGCCUUGAAUCUCCAGCUUGUCGAGGAUUCUAUGCACAUUGACAAGAUCACACUAUCUCAGAUAGUUGACCUGUACUUGCGUUUAUGCCACAAUGAGGGCAUCAAUGAACCAGAGCCUCUGUAUCUCUCGCUUAGCACACGACUAACACUUUCCGCCGAACUUUCAGAGCUUCUAGCCGCAGCCAACGAAGGGAAGGGACUUACCGAUGUUCUUGCUUGGGAUAGUUAUGCAGAGGCUGAAGCUGUCUCCGCACAAUUAUAUGUUGGUCUUGACGAGGAACCUUACUCUGAUCUGCCACAGGAAGAAGAACACGCCUCUGAAACUAAGAAAGACGAAAACGCCGGAAUCGAGCUUUCUGGAGCCGCUUCUAUUUCCCAACAAGACCAUGAUAAGCAUGACGAUGAGAACGAAACCGAACAUAGUCCUCAGUUGGAAGUUAAACCUCCGACUGAUAAUCGUGACAACGAUACAUUUGAAGAAGAACUUGCGGAUAAGGCUGUCGAAGCUCAGUUCGAGGCUGAAACUGAAGGUCACGCAGCAGACUUUGAACACUCGAAUGAACAGUCAUAUCAUUACGAGGAGCAGAGCGAAUCGAGUGCCACGAUUACUCAGCUACCACCGGCUGAGAUUGCGGACGAGGGCCACACAGCUGGCGAGUCUACCAGUGUCGUCGGCGAUCAGCCUGACGAGGAUCAAUACGAUUAUCACGACAGUAACGGUGAUGAUAUUGACGGAUCAUAUGCUGAGGAAAACGCCCGUCUCGAAGACUUUGACGCGUCAGAAGAGGCUGACCAGCAUGAGACUGGCGAAAAUGUAGAAGAAGCUCCUGUUAACCUCUACGAUGGCACUUCCGGAGUUGAGCUGCAGGAAGCUGAUCAGGAACGAUCCCUCGAUGAACAGGAUGCUAUUCAGCUUUCUGAAAAAUCUACUGCAGCUUUGGAAAGUCACGAGAACUUUGAGCGAAUGUCAUCGCAUGGUAAUGAUGCUUCCGCAUCGCAUCAAGAUCCAGAAGUCGACUUAAACGAAGUCUCACAGGAUGGAGAUCUCAAUACUGAGCCUACUUUGAAUCUAGCAGAAGAUGCGAUUGGUGUUGAUGAUAACCUACUGGAAAACUCCAACGAAGAUCAUAACGACGAGGAAAAAGAAGUCUCCCAUGCAGAUGAGUUUGACGAUCUUGGAGAUUUCGAAAACGAGACCGAGCACGUUCCGUCCGUGACCGCCAGCCAUAACACGGAGGAUAAUUUGGAGUUUGACGACGAUUAUCUUGAUCUGGAGUUUCGAGAAGAAUUGGGCGAGAUUACAAAUGAAGCUUCCGGUAAAUCACCAAGCCAGCCGUCGACCAAACGCCAUCGUGAACCGGAAGACGAAGUUGAGUUAAUUGAGACGCCCUCACCCGACGCUAAACGAUCCCGAUCCUCAUAA